GUUAUAACCUACCCGUGUAACCUACUUACAAUAACAGUGUCAUUAUCGCAGCCUGAACCUCCCAAAGACGACGCAAACGGGCUCUCUGCUACAUUGCAUCCGUUCUUUAACCAAGACCCUCCCCCGCCAAAUAUUAAGAGACUUUUUUCCCUGUAUGUGUAUUGUUAUGAAGGCUUCUGCGGCAAAAGACACUCACCUCUAGCAGACAUGCCCGGGUCAUUAUAUGAAACCUCCAAUCUGGAUCGAGGCGGCAACAACAGGAAGAAGAAGAUAGAGGAAUUCUCUAGGUCUUCUCGGGAGAAACUAGUCCAGUCGAAGAACAAAAUGUUCUCAAAAUUUACGUCCAUUCUCCAGCAUGCUGUGGAAGCGCUUGCCCCAUCGCUGCCCUUGCAGGAGGACUUUGUCUACCACUGGAAGGCCAUUACACAUUAUUACAUUGAGACUUCUGAUGACAAAGCUCCAGUCACAGACACCAACAUCCCAUCCCACCUGGAACAGAUGCUGGACAUCCUGACCCAGGAGGAGAAGGAACGGGAGUCUGGAGAGACGGGGCCCUGCAUGGAGUAUCUCCUACACCACAAGAUCCUGGAGACUCUCUACACCUUGGGCAAGGCAGAUUGUCCUCCAGGAAUGAAGCAGCAGGUGCUCACCUUCUACACAAAGCUGCUAGCACACAUUCGUCAACCUCUCCUGCCGCACAUCAAUGUCCACAGACCUGUACAGAAACUGAUCCGUCUGUGUGGGGAGGUGCUGACUGCUCCUACGGAAAAUGAAGAGAUUCAGUUCCUUUGUAUUGUCUGUUCCAAACUGAAGCAGGACCCCUAUCUUGUCAACUUCUUCCUUGAGAACAAGUUAAAGAGACCUGAGAUCAAGCGUCCUGGGGGGACCGAGGUGGUGAAGGAGAAUGUGUUGGCUCCAGACACUGGUCAGUCUCUGACGAAGGCCGACUGCCCAGAGGAGCCUCCGGCUGCAGCUGCUGCCUCCUUCUCUAGUCAAACCAGUAACAACAGCAACAAUUACAAUCUUGUCACCUCGCUGCUCAACCUCACAAAGAGCCCUGAUGGCAGGAUAGUCGUGAAGGCGUGUGAGGGCCUGAUGCUGCUGGUCAGUUUACCAGAGCCUGCAGCCGCCAAGUGUUUAAUUGAAAACACUGAGCUCUGUGAGCUCCUGACUGACAGGCUGGUCUCCUUCUAUAAAGCCCUUCCACAGUCCAUGGACCCCUUGGACAUUGAGACAGUGGAGUCGGUCAAUUGGGGUCUGGAUGUAUACAACCUGAAGGAGGAUGCUGCUGUCUUUACAGGGAAGAGGGCUCUCAUCUCCUUCCUGUCCUGGCUAGAUUACUGUGACCAGCUCAUCAAGGAGGCUCAGAAGUCAGCAGCUGCAGUGAUGGCAAAAGCAGUGAGAGAAAGAUUCUUUGUGUCUGUUAUGGAACCUCAGCUCAUGCAGACGUCCGAGGUGGGCAUCCUGACCUCCACAGCCCUGCUGAACAGGAUCAUCAGGCAGGUGACCUCAGAGGCUCUGCUGCGGGAGAUGAUUUACUUCCUGCUAGGAGAGGACAGAGAGCCAGAGACUGCAGCUACUAUGGCUCAGAAUCCACUCAGACACAGACUCAUCGAACACUGCGACCACCUGUCAGACGAGAUCAGCAUCAUGACACUGCGGCUGUUUGAGCAGCUGAUCCAGAAGCCCAACCAGCACAUCCUCCACAGCUUGCUGCUGCGAAGCCUGGAGGAGAGGAACUACCUGGAGAACAAACCACAGGAGGAGCGGGAGCCUCUGGAGAACGGGCAGCCCCAUGAUGCCGUAGACCUUGAGGAGGAUCCACUGUUUGGUGACGAAAUUGCUCCAGACAGCAGGCUGUCUGGUUCUGAUUGGCUCAGCUCCUCUCCACAACAGAGCCCCGACCACUCAAAGUCUGACGGGAAGACGGAGGUCCACAAGAUUGUCAACAGUUUCCUGUGUUUGGUGCCCGAUGAGGCGAAGUCAUCAUUUCAUGUUGAAGGCACAGGCUAUGACACCUACCUCAGAGAUGCACAUAGACAGUUCAGGGACUAUUGUGGGGUCUGCCAGCAGUGGGACUGGAGGGGGAAUCCAAAGCCUUUUGAGAAGUGUGACUUGGACAGCCCAUUCUUCGAGGGCCACUUCCUCAAGGUUCUCUUCGACAGGAUGGGUCGCAUCCUAGAUCAGCCCUACGAUGUCAACCUGCAGGUGACCGCUGUGCUGUCCAAGCUGUCUUUGUUUCCACACCCCCACUUGCACGAGUACCUGCUGGACCCUUACAUCAACCUGGCCCCCGGCUGCAGGUCUCUGUUCUCGGUCAUCGUCAGGGUGGUGGGAGAUCUCAUGUUGAGGAUUCAGCGCAUCCCAGACUUCACACCCAAACUGCUGCUCGUGAGGAAGAGAUUAUUAGGCCUGGAGCCGGAGGGCAUCAAUAUCGACCACAUGACUCUGCUAGAGGGGGUGAUCGUGCUGGAGGAGUUCUGCAAAGAGCUGGCAGCCAUUGCCUUUGUCAAAUACCACGCAGCUGCCUCCUCCUCGCCGUAAUCCUCCUGCUGUUCAUCCAUCUGCCUCGGCCAGGCAGACAGGUCAGGAGUAAACCGGGCCUUUGGGGGGGUGUGGUGGUGGCGCUGGUGUCACAAGGUCGUCAAAAGAUUACCACUAACCGCUCAUCCCUGCAAGACUGUUAAAGCCCACACGGACGGGUUCAUCACUUCCCCCUCUUCUGGCCUCUCGGGCUCCACUAUUGAAGUCUUGGGUCUUGUUUUUGAGAAGGUCAGAGCACAGACACUGCCCAGCCAGCGGAGCACUAAGAGGAGAAUGGAGGUCGAGGUGCAGAGAGAUGGUCACUGGACUCUCAGCCUCUGUGUUUUCUCUUCUCCCCCCCCCCCCUUCUUUCUCCACCUGCCGAAAGACAGCCCUGUAAUUAUUAUAUCAAGGAGAAAAAUAUGUUUGUGUAUUUAUUUUCUGUCCCAUUAUCACCCAUUUGUAAACAUCAUUGCCUUAGUGUGGAACCGCACCUUUCAGUUACACAAGAUUGUUUCCUUUUGAAACAUUUUUAUCUUAACUCCUCACGCAUUGUCUGUUUGAAGACAAGAGGACUAGAGCCCACUACCUUCAGCCCCUACAUGUACCUGUAGUUACAUACAUAUCCAUCUGUAGUACUUACGAUACUGCACUCCUAUUUUAAAUGCCAAGUCCUCUUUAUUUAUUCAUUUGCUUUCGUGUUGCCUUUUUAACUAAUGUCAUAUUGAGAUCAAAUGAAUGACGUACUUCCUCGUCCUUCCUGAGUUUGUCGCUCAAUGCUUGUGCUCUCAAGGCUCACCUGUAAUCACCCUCGCCCAAAGACGUCACCAUCCAUCACAUUUUCUCAAAUGAAAUGGUGAAUUUUGCAAGUCAUGUGAAUUUGCACACGGACCUCAUUGCAUUGCACUUGUUACAUUAUUCAUGUUCAUGCUUUUUGUUGGGGGGGGGGGGGUUGGCUUUUAGGAAAUGGGAAGAGACAAGUUUGUGAUUCCACAUUAGUUGUUGUUCUCCAGAACCAGUGUUGCAUUUCUCACAACAGUGUUUAUUUCAUCCAAGUAUCAUUUUUGUUUUUUUUCGCACCAUUUCUAAUUCUCAGUAAUUAACUUAUUCUUCUGUUGAUCAGUGUCUUAAGUGGAUCAUUAACUUUGGACUUGCUGGGGUUCCCAACCUUUAUUGGCUUUUGAUCCCUAAAACAAAGCUUUGUCUACUUUGUGGUGUAUGUCUGUACGUUGUUGUUUUUUAUUUGAAGUAAUUCACAAGAAAACCAGAUCAGAAGAAAGUCUGAUUUAGAAACUUUGUAACAGAAAAACAUCAACAUCCGAUAUUCAUCUCAGAACUCUCUCUAGGGGUCCAGACGACAUCCUAAGAGCUCAGAGUUCCUCUACAGGUUAUUAUGACUUCCCAUGAGGUGUUUGGUCUACUAGCAGUGUUACCUUUUCAUCCUGGUCUUGAAUGACGAGGUGCCGUGUAUUGUUGGAACAGGUUGGUUGUGUAUUGCCUGCAUAUCGGUAGCGGAAGGUUUGAAUUAGUCUCAAGAUGCUACUUAAUGUAAGUUUGCUUGUUUUGUUUCCCGUGUGAACGUUCCCGUGAUGUAUUACUGCGGUGGAAAAAGAGCCGAGUCGUUCAUUGAAGCCAGUAGUCCCUGGUCUCGCCCUCUCUCUGGUCCCAUCUUAUCACUCGAGCGCCUAAUCUACAUUAUGCAACUGCUUGCAUGGAAUCAGAUUUGCACACGUCUUUUUUUCAUCCUUGUUCAUAAUGUAAAUAUACACAACAAAAAGCUUUUUGUGUCUUUUCCCCCCCAAAUGUUUUCAUAAACAAAAAAAUAUCUAUGAUGUACCUGGAGUAACGUUUCUAUUUUAAUGGGAAACCUUUUUUAAAUUGUCAAAUCAUGCAUUUUUUUAAUCUUUCCAGCUGUUCUGUAUGUUUGUAUAUUGUAUGUGUACAAUAGCAAUAGAGAUAUACUACCUGGUGUAAAUGCAUGCUUCUACAUUAUUUCUCAUUGUUGGAAGAAAGAGAAAAAGAAAAGAAAAAAAAAAAAAGGCAGCCGGGCCAUCUGUUGAUGAUUUCUCAGCUGUCAGCACUUUGUUGUUUGAAGACACUGACGGGGAGAUGUGAUGCCUUACUGUCACACUGUGGAUUGAUGGUUGAAGGGGUUUCUGCUUCACUGCUGUCUGUCGUGCUCUUAUUAUGCCUCUCUUGUGUUGCAUCGACUUUGUUUGGUUUGUGAAGAUGUACAGGACUGAUGCCAACUGAUAGAUGUUCUUGACAGUUUAGACCAAUCACUGUAUCGUGUUGCAUUUCUUUAAGUUAAUCGCUGCUUUUUGUUUGUGAAAUGGGAUGAGUCUUAUUAUACUUUUCUUAGGGCCAGUUUGAUUUAGUGAUUGUGCGAUGCCUCGUUAAAACAUUACGGUAAGGUGCACGCUCACUCCUCCUGCCUCGCAGAGCAGUGAAGCAGCCUCUCGUUCUCUCGGAGGCGUUGGCGUAUUUAUUCCUAAUCAGCGGUCUUCAUUUCAACUUUGCAGUUAUGCAACGCAUUAGGUUUCAUUUAGGACAAUAUGGUUUUUUUGACAUUCUCCGUCCCAAUUAAAAAAAAAAACAAUCA
Molecule: messenger RNA, 5125 nt
Organism: Anarrhichthys ocellatus (wolf-eel)
Lineage: Eukaryota; Metazoa; Chordata; Actinopteri; Perciformes; Anarhichadidae
Gene: fhip2a
Product: FHF complex subunit HOOK interacting protein 2
Exons: 18
Coding region: 208-2544 (778 amino acids)
Source: RefSeq, a predicted model, not a curated record